GAACCGUUGAAGUUCAGCUGAAGUGCAAGCAGCGUGAACUUGAUAACUUGAUAACUUUGAAGGAUAACGAUAUAUAUUUUCCUUUCCUUUCCUUUUUCGUCUCACCCUGUCAUUUCACAAGCAGAGAGUGGAUUGAAUUCAUUUUUUAAUUAAGAAAAGAGCUUCGAUUGGUUUUAAGUUUGGAUUUAAGAAGACUCAGAAAAGAUGGCGAGCUUCCCACGGAGAUCUUUGCACCCCGCGCAUGGAGCAUCAAACCUGUGGUAGCCUGGCCAGCUACCAUAAGGUUUCUUCGACGACAGUUGAACAAGCACUUUGCAUCUUUGCGCGUGGACAGAUAAGUGCAAUCCUUUUCACACUGAGAAGGGAAUCCUUUGCAUACACGAACACAGGACUGUUGAUUGACUGAUUUUCCAUAUUGUUUUUCAUAUUGAUUUCCUGCAUUGUUUUUUCCUGUUGAACAUACUGAAUUGGUACACUGUUUUUUAAGUGUAUAUUUGAUUACUGAAGUGUUUCAUAUAGGGUGCAUUUUCUUUUGCUACUUUAAUUCGUAUUGAAUGUACAUUUUGGUGCAUAUUUACAUGUUUUUGUUAUUUUCUUUUAUUUAAUUAUACAUUUACACACACUUAUUCAUACACUGACUGCAACAUAUUCAAAUUUCUACAUUAACAUUCCAAGGAAACUGUACAAAAUAAAGUGUUUACUAUUUGCAAGCUUUUAGUUUUAAUGGUGAUUUCAACUCUAGUUUCUAGAAUCUUCGUGAGUGUAGCUCUUUUCUACUAGUCCAGACAACACAGGUGCUACAUAAUAGUGGCGAGCUAGCCAGGAGAGUUGUGGCUUUUGUUUGUACAGUUUCCUCACCUGUUAUUGCGAGAAAUAAUUUUUUUUCUUGUUGCCCUAACAUUUAAGCAUUUAAAAAUGGAUGUCAUAAGAUCUGAAAACAUCAAAGUGCCUAAUGCCUUGUUAGUCAGUGGAUUGUCUCAUUCUGAGGCUGAUGAUUAUAUUUUUGAGUUCCUACGUACAUAUGGCACUGUAAGCAGAGUCUUGCAGAUAGAUAGCCCAGAUCCAGUUUUUCUGAAUACUGCUGUUGUAGAGUACGACAGUGGCGCAGCUAUAGAGAAACUUAAGUAUGAACUACCUUUUUCCAAAAUGUCCCCUUCUGAACCAAGUGUGAUUCAUCACAUUAAACUGCUGUCUACUCUAUUUACCACAUCUCUCGGAUCUAGCCUUACCAGUAGCUAUAUAACAGAACUGAAAAAUGUUGCAAAAUUAGGUGGCAUAGACUUUGAAGCAUUGCUUCAAGAAGAGUUAGCCAGAAUCCGAGUGUCCACUAAAAGUGAAUCUUCCACACAAGAUGUAAGCUUGGGGAAAUCCCCAAGCUGUCAUUUAAACAGGGCUGAUGUAUCCAUACGGAUAGAUGAGGAUGAGGAUGUAAUUCAAGGAACUUGCCCUUUUCCAAAAGGGAACACUCAAAGCCCUUUACCCAGAAUCUUGACUUGUUCAGUUCCCACUUCUGCAACAGCCAUACGCUUACCAGUUGAUCAGCUAAGUACCCCUGAUGUUCAAAGAUUAGUCGUCGAGCACAUAGUGAAGGGUGAUGAUGUUUCUUCCAGGCAUCGCUCUCUGAAACUAAGAUCCUUCUCUGGGAAAAGUCCUGUUCCAGCAAUGGAAGUUGAUUAUGAAACAUGGCGGAGCCACAUUGACUUCUAUCUCAAGGAUUCUUCUUUUCCUGAUCUGCAAGUGGUUAGGAAAAUUGUUGAAAGUCUCUUGUCUCCUGCAGCGACCAUGGUGAAGCAUUUAGGCCCUCAGGCGAGUUCUGCUUGUUAUUUAAGUUUGUUGGAUUCUGCUUAUGCUGCUGUGGGCGAUGGAGACGAACUCUUUGCAAAGUUUCUUAGUACAAAUCAGAAUGCUGGCGAGAAACCUUCUGCUUAUUUACAUAGGCUGCAGAUCUCUCUCAGUGCAGUAGUAAAGAGAGGUGGACUACCUGCCAGUCAAAUGGACCGCCAGUUGCUGAAACAAUUCUGCAGAGGAUGCUGGAACAACAGCUUGAUCACAAAUCUCCAGCUUGAGCGGAAAUUAGAUAACCCACCAUCUCUAUCUGAGUUCAUUGCUUCUGCUACGGACAGAGGAAGACAAACAAGCCGCAAAAUGAGCCUGAUCAAGCACCAAAGAGACGACCCCAUAAUUGGACGAGUCAUCCAGGCUCUGGAAGCAGGGUGUUCAGUGUCUGGAGAUUCGGAUACUCACUCACACGACCUCAAGUUGAUGAUCAAGGAGUGGAAGCGUUACGUUAUGAGAGAUGGCAUCUUGUAUAGGAAACGCCAGUGUGACGACCACCUUGUUUAUCAGCUUGUACUUCCUGAAGCGCUGAGAACCUCCGUGCUCAAGUGUCUCCAUGACGAUAUGGGCCACAUGGGGAUCGAUCGGACACUUGACUUAGUAUCAGGAAAGUGCGAACAAGUCCUUACCAUCGAGAGAUUACCAGUGGACAUUGCCUUUAACUUGCCAGUCAGGGAGGCCAAAUCUCAGUCACACUCCCAGUAUGCUCAGAGCCUCAAGUCUCGUUUACAGGAGAGCUUCAAAACUGCUACUGCAAAUGCUCAGAAGUUGGCUGAUCGGAAUAAGCAACGAUUUGACAGGCGUGUGCGAGAAUCCAAGCUUGAAGUGGGAGAUCAAGUUCUGGUUAGAAACCUCCGCCUGCGAAAUAAGCAUAAAUUAGCUGAUAAGUGGGAGUCUGUUGCCUAUCGUGUCCUGGAGAAGAUGGGAAACUUACCUGUCUACAAGGUCCAGUCAGUAAAUGGAGACAGUCCAACUCGAACCCUACAUCGCGACCUCUUGUUGCCUUGCGGGUACUUGUUUGAGGAGAAUGAUGAACCAGCGGAACCGAAGCCUAUUCGUCGUCCUCGAACCAGAGCAAAUCUUUCUCGAGACCCCGACGAGGGACUUGAUGAAGAUUUCUGA
Messenger RNA from Clupea harengus (Atlantic herring), 2958 nucleotides. RefSeq lists its product as uncharacterized. NCBI's taxonomy places the organism in Eukaryota, Metazoa, Chordata, Actinopteri, Clupeiformes, Clupeidae. Bases 916 to 2958 code for a protein of 680 amino acids. The transcript is spliced from 5 exons. The record is from RefSeq and is a predicted model, not a curated record.